This is a messenger RNA of Neurospora hispaniola, 915 nucleotides long. RefSeq lists its product as uncharacterized. NCBI's taxonomy places the organism in Eukaryota, Fungi, Ascomycota, Sordariomycetes, Sordariales, Sordariaceae. The transcript has a single exon. The record is from RefSeq and is a predicted model, not a curated record. The coding region runs from base 100 to 705 and encodes 201 amino acids. Gene Ontology annotation, molecular function: nucleic acid binding; zinc ion binding.
GCCCGACCACGUCGUCAAGGACUGCCCGGAGAGGUCCUGCAAGAAUUGUGGCGAGAAAGGUAAGACCUAUGUCCCCCCCGUACUCGUGGACACCAUUUAAUGACUUUGCCAGGCCACACCAUCGCCAAGUGUGAGGCAGCUCGCGCUAUCGACCGCAGCCACUUGCCCGACAAGACCGUCGAGGAGGCCUGGAGCAUGAUUGUCGAGGCUGCGAAGGAGAAGGAGGUCACUGAGGUCAAAGAGGCCAUCCAGAUUUACCUCAAGGCCAGCCCUGAGACGACUUAUGUGCAGCUGGAGGAGGCCCUUCGUGCCCAGGAUGUCAACCUGUGGCUGAUUGCCAUUGAGAGGCCCGUCAUGACCACCAUGACCAACAUGGACUUGCAGGGCGGCCUCAACAAGAAGUACACUGUCACCUACCGGUUCCAGUGGAACCCUCCCCGUCCUCGCGACCGCGACCUGUGGCCGGCCGAUGUUGCCGAGAAUCUUGAGCGUCUGCAGGACGCCGGUGAGGUUGUCUCUCGCGGCAUACCCAAGUGCGGCAACUGCGGCGAGUUGGGGCACAUUCGGAAGAGCUGCCCUGAGGAGGGUGCAGAGAAGGAGGAGCUUGUCAUCAAGUGCUUCAACUGUGAGGAAGUCGGCCACCGUAUCCGCGACUGUAAGCUCCCCCUUCUACCGCGGAGUAAGAUUCAGUCUAACGUUGUAUAGGCCCCAUUCCUCGCGUGGACAAGUUUGCCUGCAAGAACUGCGGACAGAGUGGUCACAGAGCAUCUGAUUGUAAGAGCCAGUCUGUGAUCAAGUAUCGAGACCGAGUAAUGCUGACAAGUUGUGCAGGCACCGAGCCGCGCUCCGCUGAGGGUGUUGAGUGUCGCAAGUGCAACGAGAGUGAGUAGUAUAACCCGUCCCCCAAGCGUAUAU